Ylistrum balloti is the source of this 621-nucleotide messenger RNA. RefSeq lists its product as uncharacterized. Bases 1 to 621 code for a protein of 206 amino acids. The transcript has a single exon. The record is from RefSeq and is a predicted model, not a curated record. NCBI's taxonomy places the organism in Eukaryota, Metazoa, Mollusca, Bivalvia, Pectinida, Pectinidae.
AUGUCAACAGCAGUAAUCGAAAUCCACACUCCAACGAGGCAUAUAAGAAACCAAGUACUGGACACUGUGGAAAACCGAGUAAACCUAAAAAAAAAACUGAGGAAAGACAGGAUGAGUGUGGUGGUACCAAACGUCCUAAUGUGUCUUCUCGGAUUACAAACAAUUCAAGAAAUGGUGCUAGUGACAAACACCAACAACAAGAUUAUUGCCGCUGUGCACAAACAACUUGGAGAUCUCGGUAAAGCGUCUCUCAAAGUUAAUUCGGAAACACCCGCAAAGACAUUGCCGUGUCGUAAAAUACCGAUCGCAAUACAGGAUGAUGUAAAACGUGAACUUGAUUCACUAGUAACGCGUGGAGUUCUCGUAUCCGUCACUGAACCAACCCCAUGGGGAAGUCAAAUGGCGGUUGUACAUAAGUCUCAUGGGAAAUUGCGUAUCUGCAUAGACCCGCAACCGCUCAAUACCGCAUUGACGCGGGAACAUUUUAAACUUCCUACAUUGGAUGAUGUGCUUCCAAAACUAAGCAAUACUAGAUGUUUCAGCAAAUUAGACGUGAAGGAGCCAUACUGGCAGGUGAAACUCGACGCGGAAAUAAUGAUAAGAUGCCAAUUGCGACAAUGA